This is a messenger RNA of Aquila chrysaetos chrysaetos, 1919 nucleotides long. RefSeq names its product histamine H3 receptor-like. Gene Ontology annotation, molecular function: histamine receptor activity. NCBI's taxonomy places the organism in Eukaryota, Metazoa, Chordata, Aves, Accipitriformes, Accipitridae. Gene Ontology annotation, cellular component: membrane. The transcript has 3 exons. Gene Ontology annotation, biological process: adenylate cyclase-activating adrenergic receptor signaling pathway. Bases 327 to 1568 code for a protein of 413 amino acids. The record is from RefSeq and is a predicted model, not a curated record.
ACAAUGCUAAUAUGCAAACUGCUUGACUGUGAAAAGAGUUGUUUUCAGACUAACUUUUCUGACCUCAGUAGAUAAGGAUCAGCGUUCAGGAGAGAAAGAGAUAAUUUAUUUUAAAGUGUGCACUUACUGCUGCUUAUGAGGUGUCUUUUUCAUAGAUUUUGUUUUCAGGCCAAUAAGUGCAUUCAGAUUAAGGAACAUUAGAGACUCCAGGCCUUUAAGUCUUGUGUUCCAUUAUUUUGAUAUUGUGAUUUUUUUUUUUUUGAUGUGUCAAUAUUCAGCCCAGCCUGCUAAUAGACUUGUCUCAACCUUUUGGAUAACUCUGCCAGAUGCAACUUUCUUCCCAGACUGAACUGACCUGGAUACACAACAUGCACAACAGCACUGCCGAAACUCCGCAUACGGCUGGAACUGGUAAUGAGACUUUGUCCACACAGUCACCGAGCUCCGAGUUUUCCCUGGGCGUGCUGGUGCUGCUGGCUUUCCUCAUGGUGUUGCUAGCUCUGGUCACCAUCCUUGGAAACAUCCUGGUGAUCCUUGCUUUCAUCAUGGACAGAAACCUCAGGCAUCGGAGUAACUAUUUCUUUCUCAAUCUUGCUAUUUCUGACUUUGCAGUGGGUGCGUUCUGCAUGCCUCUCUACAUCCCUUACAGCCUGACAGGGAAAUGGUACUUGGGAAGAGGCAUCUGCAAGCUCUGGCUAGUUAUGGACUAUCUCCUGUGCACAGCUUCAGUAUUUAAUAUUGUUCUUAUCAGCUAUGACCGCUUCCUGUCAGUUACUAAAGCUGUAUCUUACAGAGCCCAGCAGGGAAUAACGUCCAACCCUGUUGUCAAGAUGGUGGCCAUAUGGGUCUUUGCCUUCCUCCUCUACUGCCCGGCAAUCCUCUUUUGGGAGCAUGUGGCCGGACACAGUGUAGUAGCGGCGGAUCAGUGCUACGCCGAGUUCUUUGACAACUGGUACUUCCUCCUGUGCGCGUCCACCCUGGAGUUCUUCGUGCCGCUGCUCUCGGUGGCCUACUUCAACAUGCACAUCUUCCAUGACAUCCAGAGGCGCCAGCGGCACGGCAGUACGCAGGACUGCGAGCCUCCAAGGAGCAGCAGCCUGUCCUGGAGAUUUUGCUUCUUGCCAAGGCCAGGAGCAUCUUCUCCUCCAUCGGAAGCAGAGGACAGUGUUUCUUCCUCCCCGAGGCCAAAGAAAGAGUCUUUGAUAACUGAGAACUUAUCUCCAUCCAGAGGCAAUUCUGUAACCCCAGAAAAUGACUUCUCUGUUUCUUUCUGCUCAAGGACUGGGUCAAAACUGCAGCAGGACAAGAAAAUUGCUAAGUCGCUUGCCAUAAUUGUAUGUGCCUUUGCCAUUUGCUGGGCCCCAUACACUUUGCUAAUGAUUAUUCGUGGGGCCUGCCAAGGAACCUGUGUCCAUAACUCCCUGUAUGAAAUAACCUUUUGGCUUUUGUGGCUCAAUUCCUCCCUGAAUCCUUUUCUCUACCCUCUCUGUCAUGUUAAAUUUCGAAUGGCUUUCAUGAAAAUAUUAUGUCCCAAAAAGUUUGCAACAUUGAGAUCAGGCUUUUUUUAGAAGGAAAAAGAAAAAAAAGGCUCAAGAGGAGCUGGAUGAGGGAUGUAAGUAGCCACAGUUUGAAGUGAAAGUUUCUACCAGGAGAUUAGUCUAGUUAGAAAGCCUAGAUAAGCCUUCCAUGAAAUAUGUCCUCCUUCAGACAAAUAUGCAUGCCCAGAGUUUCUGUACUUUUCCCAGCUAUUUCAAUUGGCUGGUUAAAGGAUAUUGCCUCUAUCUGGCUUUCCCUAGUAGUCUAUCCACAUUAUCUUCAUUCUGGUUGUUGAAAAUACUAUCUUCAAUUGCAGUAUAGCUUAUAUUAGUGUUCAUGGGUGGUAUUAGUUAAAAAUACAAUAAAGGUGGGUAUUUGCCGUA